AUGGAAAAUAGUGAAUUCGGUUGGGCUGAUUUACCUCUACCGUUACUCGAGCAAAUCUUUGAGAUUCUUCCUAUUAAAUACAAAGGAAGAGCGGCUCAAGCUUGUUUCUCAUGGUAUUGUGCCCUAAAAAGUGAUCGUUGUUGGCGAUAUUUUCAAUAUAAAGAUGACAUUUUUGUGCGCCGAAAGUUCACUCAACAUUCUGGAUGGCAAAAUCAUAUUGAUCACUAUAGAAUUCGAUUUCUUACCGCUAAAGUUGUCACCAAGUGGCAUCGAUUUGAAGUGAUUCCAGUAGCCAAUUUGUCGAAUAUGUACGAAUUUCUGAGAACGAUCUCAAAUUUUUCUGAAUACUAUGAAAGAAAUGCUGGUGAAGAGCCUUUAUCAGGACUGCGAUCUUUUCGCUUUCAUUGGGAAAUGUUGAUUCAAAAAGCUGCACUGAAUCAAUUCAAUCGAGAUGAAAGCAGUCGGCAAGAGGAUCAGAAUGAAAAGCAUAAACCGGAUGAGGUUCGGGAUAUCGGUACUGGUGGCACAAUGCUUGAGGGAAUCUGGUUUUUUCUUCAACAUCUUUAUGGCCUCAAAAUCUGGCUAUUCUUCAAUGAAAAAUUAGAGGAAUUCUAUCUUUUGAAUGCAACUCUUUACCGAAAAUCAAUUAUGUACUUGGGAUUGUUUUUAAAUCUUCGAAAAUUGGUUGUUUCUCCUCAACACAUCGAUGAUGAUAGUCUGAUUUUGAUUGGAGAUUUGCAGUACUUAAAAACUUUUAUGUUGGUUCAGACAGAGAAAACUUCCGAAGAACGAUCGUGUUCUAGACAAGCUUGGGAAAAGUUUAAAGAAAGUAAUCGAAAAAGAACGAAAUUGUACUUAGUACUGUCAGGUAGAUGCAAAAAAGAGAUGUUGAUUCAAAUGGGAGCUCCUGUGCACUCGAUUAUUUGGGAGAACUACAUUGGACAGCUUACGAAAGAUCUAGCUCAACAGAUUUAUUCUGAAUAUUUUGAAACUUUGACAGAGUUUAUUCAAAAAGGAUUGGAAAGAAAAAAACGAGAAAACAAAUUUUCGGAGAGAGCUGAUAUUCCCGCUGUUGAGAUAAUGAAUCAUUGCACUCAACUACAAUAUUUUGCUUUAAGAGAACGAAUUUCUACAGCAACAGCUCUAAUCUUAGCUUUAAAAGCGAAAGAAAUGUGUUGCAAGUUGUGCAUUCGACAAAAUGCUUUGCUAAAAAGGAACUGUUGGCCGUCUACUGAUUUCAUUUUCUAUGGCAUUAAAGUCUCUCGAAAAUGGAUUCUAAACAUAUGCUUUGAUUACGAUCUCACCGCUGAGAAAAUCCUUGAGAUCACUCGUGAUACUCGAUGUAUCAUGAAUGAUCAACAAUACAAGAGUUUUAUU
This is a messenger RNA of Mesorhabditis belari, 1377 nucleotides long. The record is from the annotation of a GenBank genome assembly. NCBI's taxonomy places the organism in Eukaryota, Metazoa, Nematoda, Chromadorea, Rhabditida, Rhabditidae.